Phyllostomus hastatus (greater spear-nosed bat) is the source of this 1134-nucleotide messenger RNA. Its product is annotated as L-lactate dehydrogenase A-like 6B. NCBI's taxonomy places the organism in Eukaryota, Metazoa, Chordata, Mammalia, Chiroptera, Phyllostomidae. Gene Ontology annotation, cellular component: cytoplasm. The transcript has a single exon. Gene Ontology annotation, biological process: carboxylic acid metabolic process. The record is from RefSeq and is a predicted model, not a curated record. Gene Ontology annotation, molecular function: L-lactate dehydrogenase (NAD+) activity. Bases 136 to 1134 code for a protein of 332 amino acids.
UGGGGUCUCCUGUGGGCCAGCUGGCGAGUGGGCGCCGCGAGAGCGAAUUUCCCGAGUCCGGGCGUGGCACCGCGUCGCCGCCAGCUCGCCCGCACGCCCCUCGGGCGUCCGUGGUCCGUCACCCCGGUGUCCGGGAUGGCGACUGUCAAGAGCGAGCUCACGAAGAACUUAACCUCGGAGGCGGCCGUUCCCCACAACAAGGUGUCCAUUAUCGGGACCGGGUCCGUGGGCAUGGCCUGUGCCAUCAGCAUCCUGCUGAAGGGCCUGAGCGACGAGCUGGCCCUGGUGGAUGCGGCGGAGGGCAAGCUGAAGGGCGAGACCAUGGAUCUGCAGCACGGCAGCCAGUUCGUGAGAAUGCCGAACGUGGUCGCCGGCAAGGACUUCCGCGUCACGGCCAACUCCAACCUGGUGAUCAUCACGGCGGGGGCCCGCCAGGAGGAGGGAGAGACGCGCCUCAACCUGGUGCAGCGGAACGUGGCCAUCUUUAAACUGAUGAUUUCCGGCAUUAUCCAGCACAGCCCGCACUGCAAGCUGAUUGUGGUGUCCAACCCCGUGGACAUCUUAACCUACGUAGCCUGGAAGUUGAGCGGGAUGCCCCCGAACCGCGUGAUUGGGAGCGGCUGCAACCUGGACACGGCGCGUUUUCGGUUCCUGAUUGGGCAGAAGCUCGGGAUCCACCCCGAGAGUUGCCACGGGUGGGUCCUCGGGGAGCACGGCGACUCCAGUGUCCCCGUGUGGAGCGGCGUGAACGUCGCGGGCGUCGCCCUGAGGCACCUGAACUCGGAUAUAGGGACGGAUAAGGACCCUGAGCAGUGGAGAGACGUCCACAAGGACGUGAUUGCCAGCGCCUACGAGAUCAUCAAGAGGAAGGGCUACACUUCCUGGGCCAUCGGCCUGUCUGUAGCCGACCUGACGGAAAGCAUCCUGAAGAAUCUCAGGAGAGUGCACCCGGUGUCCACCAUGAUUAAGGGCCUCUACGGGAUACAGGAAGACGUGUCCCUCAGCGUGCCUUGCGUCCUGGGCGAGAACGGCAUCACGGACCUUAUCAAGGUCAACCUGACCCCCGAGGAGCAGGCCCGUCUGAAGAAGAGUGCCGAAACACUGUGGGAGAUUCAGAAGGACCUCAAGUUUUAA